CCAAGGCCGUGGCUCUCAGGAGGCAACUUCAAGCUGGUGCCAGGAAGUGAAUGAGCAAAUUGGCUUUGCAAUUCUGGUUUUGGGCAGAAGAGUGACAUGAACCCAUGGUCUUAACUAUGUAACCUUGGCUACCCUGGAGCUAACUGGACAAGACUGACUUUGAACUCACAGAUGUCUGCCUGCUUCUGCUUUCCAAGUGCUGAGAUUUAAAGGAGAUGCUCCCCAAGAGAAAAUAGAAGAAUGGACAUGGACAUACUGAGAACUUAGGCAGCAAGGGGGUUCAAACUUGAAAGGUACAUCUGGUACAUGGCCAUACCUGAGGUGAAGAGCCCUGGGUACUCAAAGAUGCCCACGCUUUAUAGAGUGCUAGUCCCCUGGGUAGCAAAGGGGUGAAGGUCAUUGUGAAUGUCCCAGAUGUUCCACUGUGAAGUGAAGAAACUAGAGUACGCUUCUAAGAAAUUUACUAUUCUGAAGGUGGAAAAUCUUCUGCCAUUGGGCAAUUCAACGGUCGAAUUAUAGGUUCUACUGAUCCAGGAAACGCAUCUAUCACCAUAUUGAAUAUGCAGCCAACAGACAGUGGAAUGUACAUCUGUGAUGUCAACAACCCUCCGGAUUUUGUUGGCAAAAACCAAGGCAUCCUUGAUGUCACUGUCUUAGUCAAACCUUCCAAGCCCCUUUGUACCAUCCAAGGAAGACCAGAAGCAGGCCAUCCUAUUUCCUUGACUUGCCUUUCUGCUUUUGGAACACCUUCUCCUGUGUAUUACUGGCAUAAGAUUGAGGGAAACACCAUUGUACCAGUAAAAGAAAGCUUCAACUCAGCCACUGGAGUUUUGGUUAUUGGAAAUCUGACAAAUUUUGAACAAGGUUAUUACCAGUGUACUGCCAUCAACAGUCUUGGCAACAGUUCCUGUGAAAUUGACUUAACCUCUUCACAUCCUGAAGUUGGAAUCAUCAUUGGUGCCUUGAUUUGUGCCUUGAUAGGAGCUGCUGUCAUCAUCUCUGUCAUAUACUUUGUCAGGAACAAAGUUAAGUCAAAGCAAAAGAAGAGGAAUCUCAAUUCAAGCACAGAACUUGAAUCAAUGACAAAGGCACGCUGCCCCCAAGAAACUGAAGUGAUUCCAGCUGAUGACAUCCAGCUAGAAGCACCUCUGCCAUCUUUCAUCCUUGACACCCACAACACCGAAACUACUACUGCCAUCUUGGGGCCAAAAUAUGAGCCUGAUCCUCAGGUGGAAACUGCCAUACAGCCUGACCCUAAACCUGAGAUGGAGGUUCAUCUGAAUCCAGAGCUGGACCUGGAGCCAGAACUAGAGACAGAGCCUGAGCUUGAGGUUGAGCCUGAGGCUGAAAUAAUAGUUGAGCCUCUGAGUGAGAAGGAAAAAGAUACAGUUAAGAUGUAGACAUAGAUAGGUAUGGCAUUAAGUAUGGCAAUUCUCACUAAGACACCCAUUCCUGGCCUUUAAAAUUCAGUGGACUUAACCAGCCCACAGUUUGUCCCUCCAUCAUAGACAGCCCUCAUCUAAUAACAUGCUUAUUUUUGUCAUUAAUCCAAAAUAAAUAAAUCAAAGUAACUACUAAUGAAAUGGAAGGGAUUUUGCUUUCUUAGUAUAGAUUACUUUAAACUGUACUAAUAUGUAAACCUAACAAAUGACAAGGCCAAGACAAAUGCUUCAUUUGUUGGAAGAGUGUUUGCAAAAGUAUUUUCUGAAUUUUAUAGUCAUUUUUGGUCAUGGUUCACAUGUACACAUCAUAAGGUAGGGUUAAUUUGAUUGAAUAUUAAUUUGAGGAUUAGUUAUCUUCUCUAUUCACUUUUUAUAUAUAUACCUCUGAGAAAACAACUUGACAUAAUUGGCUCAUACAUUAGAAAAAAAAAUCCCCAAAUAAGAAUGUAUGUAUCAAUUUGUACAUAGAAUUUAAAAUUAAGUCUUAAAAGUUAUCAUAUUAGAUCUUUAAGAAAUCACCUCAGUUUCCAACACUUGAGCAUAAUAUUUUUAUGGCGCAUUUUUUUUCACUGCGAAAUUAUGUACAAGCAAAAAUUUAGAAUAAACUUUUCUCUUGGUGGAUGUAAAGUGUUGGUAUUGGAGGCAAUUUAUAAUAUAGCUUUAGAUAAGCUAUUUUUUUUUUUAAUCACUGAUGCUAUCUGCUUGGGCGAUAGCCUGGGACAGUUUUCUCAGUGAGCACUUUGGUCUAUUUUACAUAAUCUAAACUGGGAAUUUAAAUAAUCUGUGUUACUUUGUCUAUAAUCCAUGUUAAUGGAAAUAUCAAUCUUACAUAAAUGAUAAAUAAUAAAUGCAUUAUAAAAUCCUUUCUUUACUUUAGGAAAGCUUUUUCACAAUCAUAUUUCGCAACACCUCAUUCAGAAGAA
Molecule: messenger RNA, 2365 nt
Organism: Psammomys obesus (fat sand rat)
Lineage: Eukaryota; Metazoa; Chordata; Mammalia; Rodentia; Muridae
Gene: Vsig1
Product: V-set and immunoglobulin domain containing 1
Exons: 10
Coding region: 561-1400 (279 amino acids)
Biological process (GO): epithelial cell morphogenesis; maintenance of gastrointestinal epithelium
Cellular component (GO): plasma membrane
Source: RefSeq, a predicted model, not a curated record